Saccharomyces mikatae IFO 1815 is the source of this 1422-nucleotide messenger RNA. It is a transcript of the gene TED1, whose product is annotated as Ted1p. The transcript has a single exon. The record is from RefSeq and is a predicted model, not a curated record. Bases 1 to 1422 code for a protein of 473 amino acids. Gene Ontology annotation, biological process: GPI anchor biosynthetic process. Lineage: Eukaryota; Fungi; Ascomycota; Saccharomycetes; Saccharomycetales; Saccharomycetaceae. Gene Ontology annotation, cellular component: endoplasmic reticulum. Gene Ontology annotation, molecular function: hydrolase activity.
AUGUUUAGGUGUGCAGUCAAGGGUUUUGCAUAUUUUGCCACUUUGCUUACCAUCGUGGCCAAUGUUUACAUUUAUACUUAUCCAUCUUUCCAUCCAGAAGAGUGUUCAUGGAAGUGUUCCAACAAGAAUGCUCUAUUACAAAAUAAUUCGACCCUUUUGGAAAAAGUGAAGAGAUACAUCGGUGAUGUACAAGAGCAAUGGUAUGGUAACCAUACUUUUGCUAGUGAUAAUAAGGACAUUCAUAUCCUAGCGUUUGGUGACCCUCAAAUAAAAGGUAUUUGGCCAAAGACUCCAUAUGUGUCCCGAUUAGACACAUACGGCAACGAUUAUUAUCUUGGCCACAUCUACGAUAUGAUGCAAAAGAGGCUAAGACCUCAAGUGGUGACUGUCAUGGGUGACCUUUUUUCCAGUCAAUGGAUCGGAGAUUCGGAAUUCCAUAAUAGAACAAAAAGAUAUAUUAGUAGGAUUUUUAAGAGGGACCCUACUUUCAUUGAAAGAGUUAAACAAGAAAACCUUGACGAGGAAGGUCAAUAUAAGGCAAAUUGGCCUGAAUGGGGAGACCGUUUCAAUGAGAUACUAAGCAGCGUCAAGAAAAACGAAACUGGAAAUCAAGAGCUAUCGUUUGGAUUUGGUUAUGAGAAUAUCCAUUCAUGGAAUCCUGACUUAGAAGAUCAUUUGAUUAUCAAUGUCACGGGUAAUCAUGAUGUAGGUUACUCAGGUGACGCUACUUACCAGCAUAUGACAAGGUUUCACGAUCUUUUUGGUAAGGACAACUAUUGGAUUGAAUAUGAAACAAACACUACACACCCUUGGAGAAUUGUAGUGCUGAAUGAUCUUUUCCUAGAAGGUCCUGCUUUGCAGCCAGAGUUUGUUGAGGCCACUUGGAUAUUUUUGAAUCAACUUGAUGAGCGUAAAUUCAACGGUAGUACUGUUUUAUUGACUCACGUUCCGUUUUAUAAGCGUGAUGGCUUAUGUGUUGAUGGCCCCGACACUAGGUUUUAUCCGGAUACUCACACACCAGAAUCAUACAAAGCUGGACUUUUGAGAUCCCAAAAUCAUUUGAGUGAAUCCGUUUCAAAUAAAGUUUUGAGUUUGAUCUUCGAAAAUGGGAAGCCUGGUAUCAUAUUAACCGGUCAUGACCAUGAAGGCUGUGAAACGAUUUAUAACCAGAGAUCCGCAUCUACUUGGGAAGCAACUAAGGAUAUUGAAAGUGAUGUUUUUGUCAAAGAAAUCACAGUCAAAUCGAUGAUGGGCGAAUUUAAUGGAAACACCGGUCUCAUUACAGGAAACUUCAAUACACAUUCGAUGACUUGGGAAUGGAGUUUCAGUUUAUGCCCAUUUGCCAUUCAACAUGUUUGGUGGCUUGCUAAAGUGUCCCUACUAGUCACAAUAUUCGUUUGGUCCUCGCUACUAUUUGUUUAA